This is a messenger RNA of Pseudophryne corroboree (corroboree frog), 9435 nucleotides long. It is a transcript of the gene FGD4, whose product is annotated as FYVE, RhoGEF and PH domain containing 4. Gene Ontology annotation, biological process: cytoskeleton organization; filopodium assembly. The record is from RefSeq and is a predicted model, not a curated record. Gene Ontology annotation, cellular component: cytoplasm. The coding region runs from base 410 to 3163 and encodes 917 amino acids. The transcript has 17 exons. Gene Ontology annotation, molecular function: metal ion binding; guanyl-nucleotide exchange factor activity. Lineage: Eukaryota; Metazoa; Chordata; Amphibia; Anura; Myobatrachidae.
GCGGGCCGUGUCUUGUCACUCACACAUGCCCUAGCUUGCAGCAGUAGUUGUUGAUCAGCUUAGUACUGAGCUGGGGGUUGGUUUGGUUACAGCCUGGAAUGUGUCUUGGAGAAUUCUGCAGUGUGUCACCUGGGUGCAGGCGGUGGGUGGCAUUCCUGGUGGCACCUGGCACUCACUGGUAGUGUGGCACAGCAGGGUAGAGGGAUAUCCCGUCCUGGAUAACUUUUGCAAAUUCCACAGGAGUACAAUAACUACACAGGAGUACAGCCAUACAGGAGUACAAUAACUACACAGGAGUACAGCCACACAGGAGUACAAUAACUACACAGGAGUACAGCCGCACAGGAGUACAAUAACUACACAGGAGUACAGCCGCACAGGAGUACAAUAACUACACAGGAGUGCAGCCAUGAGCUCAGAUGAUUUUAGGAGAGUGGCAAUCCGCAGAAAAUCCAGUCCAUGCCUGACCAGGGGCACCUUAUCCUUAGCUGUGCAGCUAGAGAAUGAGAAUGGGCAGCAGAGUGGCAACAGUGUGAGCUGUCCCCAGAUCCUUCCAAUCUGGAAACCGCUCUCCACCAGCACAGAACUACGAUUGAGGCAGGAGAGGAACAACCGGCAGAAUGAUGACGCUCAGGGGAUAAAAACCAGGGAGCUUUCCAAGAACUUCCAACAAAGUCCAAAGCCCUCAGUGCCACCGAAACCUAUCAAUUUGCCACCUUCUCCAUCGCCAUACAAGCAACAGACUCCCAGCUGGAGGAGGACCUUCCCUCGGGGUCAGAUCAGUAUGGAAGAAGGGACACCUUCAUCGUCUGACAAAUCCAGCAAGAUCUCAGAUCUCAUCAGCCGGUUCGAAAGCAACAGCCCUCUUGACACCAAGAAAGAAAAUCUGGACCUGAACAAUGGAUCCAAUCACCGAACGGUAGCUAAAGUAGUUCUCCAGCCACGGCCUUUCACCGAGCACCCCCUUCUCCAGAGGCAAGGCAUCAGUCUGGAGCUAACAGAGGACCGCCCAACACCAAAAUACAACGGGAUCAUCACCUCUAACCCGGCGGAAUAUGAGGAAAACACGCACCCUUCUCCUGUGAUAGAGACUGAAACGUCUGAGACUGACUCAUCAACGUCUGAAAUACAAGGUCAUCCUGCCUCAAGAUCUCUUUUUAUUGGCAGUGGAGGACCAGAUAUGCCAACAUCUCCUACUAGAACGCAAGGGCCUUCUCCUGGAACAUCAGGUCCACCCUCUUUUCUGGAGAGGGCGUCUCCCCCAUCUAAUGAAGCUGCUAUGCAGAACCACCUAAACGGAGAAGGACCCAAUUCUCCCAGGGAUGGAUCCUUAAAAUCCAGUCACUGCGGACAUACGAACGAGGGGUACCAGGAAACUGAACCACCUGUUAGUUUACCAUCAGAGGAUAAAGACACUGAGGACAACCGGAAUAGCAUCAAAUCUACACUUAGUGAGUCUGGAGAAAUAAAGGAGACAAACGAGCAGAGACUUCACAACAUCGCCAAUGAGCUUCUACAGACGGAGCGGGCUUACGUCAGCAGGCUGGAACUUCUGGAGACUUUUAAUAAAGCUCUGGAAACUGAAGCCAAGAAAGGUUCUUUUCCGGUGGAUGUGCCGAACAAAAUCUUCUCCAACAUCUCAUCCAUUCACAGCUUUCAUUCGUCGUUCCUGUUGCCGGCGUUAGAGGAGCGGAUGAAUGAAUGGUCCGUCAGCCCGAGAAUUGGUGACAUUUUUCAAAAGUUGGCGCCGUUCCUAAAGAUGUACGCGGAGUACGUCAAAAACUUCGACAACGCCAUGGAAACGGUGAAAACGUGGAUGGAUCGGUCUGCGCAGUUUAAACACGUUGUUGAAGAAAUUCAGAGAGAAGGGAAGUGCGGCAAUUUAACCCUGCAGCACCAUAUGCUGGGACCAGUACAACGAAUCCCACGCUACGAGAUGCUGCUCAAGGACUAUCUCCGCAAGCUACCGGAAGACUCACUCGAUCGGAAGGAUGGCGAGAAGUCCCUUGACAUUAUUUCAACUGCGGCAAGUCACUCAAAUACGGCCAUCCGGAAAAUGGAGAGUGUAAAGAAGCUGAUGAUGGUGUAUGAAAUGCUGGGGGAAGAGGAGGACAUUGUCCACCCGUCCAACGAGUUUAUAAAAGAGGGACAGAUUCUUAAACUGGCUGCUCGCAACACGUCCGCCCAGGAGAGACACCUCUUCCUGUUCAACAACAUGUUGCUGUACUGCGUGCCCAAGUUCAGUCUGGUGGGGCCGAAGUACUCCGUCCGUACAAAGAUCGGGCUAGACGGCAUGAAGGUGGUGGAGACUCACAAUGAGGAUUAUCUGCACACCUUCCAGAUCUCCGGUAAAGAGCGGACGCUAGAGUUACAGGCCAGUACUGGACAGAUCAAGGAGGAAUGGAUUAAGGCUUUGAACAAUGCGAUUGCAGAAUUUCAGCAGAGGAAUGAAACUUUCCUAAUCGCCAACGCCAAAAAAAUGGAGGAAGCUACGCCGGAGGUUCUAACUGCUGAGCUGGGACUUCGGGCCCCCCGGUGGAUUCGAGACAACGAGGUGACCAUGUGUAUGAAAUGCAAGGAGCAGUUUAAUGCGCUGACUCGGAGGAGACAUCACUGCCGGGCCUGUGGCUUUGUGGUGUGCUGGAAAUGCUCCGACUACAAGGCUCCGCUACAGUAUGACGGGAACAAGCUGAACAAGGUGUGCAAGGACUGUUACCAAAUCUUACGAGGGUGUAACGACAGUGAAGAGAAGGAGAGGAGGAGAGGCAUACUGGAGAUUGAGUCUGCAGAAGUCUCAGGAAACAGUGUCAUCUGCGGCUUUCUUCAGUAUAAUGAGAAGUCCAAGCCCUGGCAGAAAGUCUGGUGCGUGAUUCCGAGACAGGAGGCGCUGGUGUUAUAUAUGUACGGCGCACCACAGGAUGUAAAAGCUCAAGCCACUAUCCCACUUUUGGGCUACGCCGUCGACGAAUCACCCCGUGGAGUAGACUUGCCGUUUAGCUUCAAAUUAUCCCAGUCCAAGUCCGUGCACAGCUUUUCGUCCGACAGCGAGGAACUCAAACAGAAGUGGCUUAAGGUCAUCAGCCUGGCUGUAAAAGGAGAGACGCUAGAGGAUAGCGAAGAGGCUAAUAGUGCAGAGGAUGUACAAUCAGAAGCUUCUCAGUAGUAGCCAAAUCCCUGACAACUGAAGAUGGACAGUCCGCCUCUUCUUAGUAGUGGGCAAAUUCCUUGACACCUGAAAAUGGACAGUCCAUCUCUUCUUAGUAGUGGGCAAAUUCCUUUCACACCUGAAGAUGGACAGUCCGGCUCUUCUUAGUAGUGGGCAGAUUUCCUGACACCUGAAGAUGGACAGUCCGGCUCUUCUUAGUAGUGGCCAAAUACGCUGACACCUGAAGAUUGACAGUCCGCCUCUUCUUAGUAGAAACCAAAUUCUCUGACACCUGAAGAUGGAUAGUCCGGAUCUUCUUAGUAGUGGCCAAAUUCCCUGACACCUGAAGAUGGAUAGUUCAGAUCCUCUUAGUAGUGGCCAAAUUCCCUGACACCUGAAGAUGGAUAGUUCACAUCUUCUUAGUAGUGACCAAAUUCCCUGACACCUGAAGAUGGAUAGUUCAGAUCCUCUUAGUAGUGGCCAAAUUCCCUGACACCUGAAGAUGGAUAGUUCACAUCUUCUUAGUAGUGGACAAAUUCCCUGACACCUGAAGAUGGAUAAUUCAGAUCUUCUUAUUAGUGGAUAAAUUCUCUGUUUAACACCCAAUAAAAUAUGAACACAAGACUAAAACAAAGUCAGGGAAUGUAUCUCGGUUACACUUGGUUUAAAGCCACCUGACCUCGGAGUGGAGUCUAAUUAAAUGUUCAUUAUCGUUCCAUCGGAUCACUAGGAAAUAGGAUAAAAAUGUUUGUCAGGCGCCAACAUUGUCCAAUACAUGGAAUAUCCAGAGAUGUGAAACAUUGCAGUUUGUUGUACAGUUUGCUGUUGAGAAAAGUGUUUGGUGGGAAUCUAGUUAUGACCUGUGAUUUGUGUGGAAAUGUCACUACAUGGUAACGUUCUUAUGGACCUUCACUAAUAGAGUUGCUUCAACGUCUUUGCAGAUCAGAUGAGAGACACAAAUAAAGGGCCUUGUAUAGCUAUUAUAUAGAAUAAGUCAGCCGAAAGCUUCAGCUUUACAUUUCUGUAGAGACGUCCCAGGACUGAAGCCAUUUUAUUAUCGCACAAUAUGCUUAAAAAAACCCACACAACGUUCAUUUAUAGAUUAAGUUCUAAAUUUCGUUUGUCAACAUUGAAAGGCACGAAGAUUUGGACAAGAAAGCACAUGGAGACUUGAAGAAGUAUCUACGUCCUGUACCGAUCCCUCAGGUCAACUAAUAUUUGCGCAGUUAUAUUUGACGAUGAAUUGCACUCUGACAUCGGUAUAUUGAGUCAUUUAAAGCUUCCUAAGCUUUGGGCCGUUUGUAAAUGACUGUUAGGAGAUGCCAUGCUUUAGAAUGGGCGUGCAUAAAAGGCGGCUGUUAAAGAUGGUGGCCGCUCACAGCCUGGCAUGCCACCAACGUUUGAUGCAUGCUGUCAGGACCUAGUGCUGCACUUUGAUAAACCCCACACUUAUCUCAAAUAUGGGGCUGGGUUCAAUUUUACACAAUUUAAUACAUAAUACCAGCAGCCUGUGCCCCCAUGGGUUAAUGUUUUUGAUUCCAUAGUGUAUUUAAAAAAAAAAAAAAAGUUUUGUAUGUCAUGUCAAUUUUUGCUUUUUAAAUUAUGUUUUUAGUUAUUUAUGUUUUUCAGAUGUGUUUCCCCAAUGUUCUGUUUAAAGCGCACCUGUUGGAAAAGUGAAGGGCAGCCAUUUUGUGGACUAAAGUAUCACGGGUUCCUGGUGAAUUGAUGGGCUGCAUUGUCACGAUUAUGGAUUUAGCUUACAAAAUGGCUACCUUGCAGAGUGUGUGUGUAAUAGACAGCUGCAUCUUAAUCACUGUAGUAUCCCUUUCCAUAGGUCAGGGAGGGAAUAUAUUCAGCAGUCUUCCAGCAAUUACCCCUUUUACGGUGUUCUGGGUCGCAGAUAGCAUAGGCAAUUACAAUACAAUUUUACAUAGGCAGUUUUACCAUUUUUACGAUACCUAUGUACUUUUAUGUGAGGGGGGAAAAAACAUUAAUCCCAAAAAAUAUAGAUUACAUGCCGUGCCAUAACAAAUUCUAUAUUAUAAAGCAUAUUCUGUGCUUUAUACAGAAAAUAAAAACCCCUCUCCACAACGCCUUCUUGUUAUGUAUAUCCAGUGUAUGAUGUUAAAGUCGGCCUUAUUUUGCCUAUUUUUUUAAUAAAUUGUGCCUUUUAUCUGUGUGACGGUUCAUGCCCGAAAUCUGAAAUUAGUAGAAAUUAAUUUCACUAUUAAUUCAAUACAGGUGAAAAGUAGUAUUCACUCUUUGCGUGUUCACAUUACAGAGCAAAUUGGUUAAAUACUGUAUUCAAUAGCACAAUGCGAUCAUUGUAAACGCUGGGACAACCAAACCCCAGCGUCAGGGUAAAGUUUAUAUCUCAGGUGCUUCUCUCUACCACUAAAAGUUGUCUAGAGCUGUGUGCCUGUAACGUACAGUAGAGGCAGACAUUUUGUGGGAUUAUCCAGUGCUAAGAAGAUCGCAACCUACUGUAUAAAUGCCCUAGGAACAAUUUAAGGCACUGAGCUCUAUUGUGUUGAAUGUUGGCUAAGUUCUCAAAAUGGCCGCCAGUAAUGUGUGAAAGUAGCAGUCAGAAGCUAGCUGGUCAUUUUCUCUAGUUUAUGAAGUAUUUUUUUCUUGCUACAGACUUUUACAAGUACACAUAGAUCACUGAGGCCAAACAUGUCAUGUUUCAUUCCACAUAGUACAAGGUUUAAAUAUUUAUUGCCUUUUAACAUGGCAUAUACUGUAAUUGACCAUUUUUCACAAGUUGAAACCGGAUAGCCUGCUUUUCUCAAGUAUUUAUUUAAUUUUUUUUUUUUUCCAGAAAAGUAUUUGUAACACCAUGUUUUAGAUGGUUGGAGAAUGAUAUAGCAUUACAUUGCAUUUACAUUGUUUUCAGAUAUAAAUUAAAAACUUGUAUAGAUUGGUGUAUAGGCAUAUAUCUAGAAUUUGUUGCUAUGGUAGCUGGUUCUCAGGCUUCGGGCCUGCUGUGAGCAGUCUUUGUAAAUCUUAGUUACAAUGCCUAUUCCGCAUCAUGGGAGAGGUCAUUUAACGUGAGCUGUGUAGGUUGCAUUGCUUUACUUUCAGACUAGCGGCGGACGCUUUUUUAAAGGGGCAACCGCUUACAAGGCAAAACCAUGACUUGUAAAUGUUUGCCCCUUUAAAAAAACAUCCAAGAUCGGCCGGCAUACCGCACCUCCGGCGAUCUCGGACGCCAUUACAUCUCGCAUCAGAUCUUUGGCUGAAAUCCUUGAACUUUGUAGAACAUAAUUGUUAUAUACUAUUAUCUCCACGUAGUCUACAGAUUUCCAAUCUCAGCUCUCCUCCAUGCUCAUUUAAUUCCAUCAGACGUUUUAAAGGCUACAGAUAUCUAGUUAAUCAAAUAAUAAAACGUAUCUUGUAUGUGUGUGUGUGUAUAUAUGUAUAUUAGUAUGUAUUUGAAUCCUCCUUUUAUAUUGAAAUUUGCCUCCUUGUAGUCCUUUAAUUGGGUAUAAUUAGUAAUAUGUGGUCACACACAGGCUCAGUGAGAUGGUCACUGUGCAUCUUUAUGGCAGAUGACCGUAAUUCUGAAGUUGGUUGGGUGAGGUUCUGGGUUGUGGAGCAGAGCAUCUGGUUGUUGUAAUGUUGCAAUCACGGGUGGCUUUACUAACAUCACUUCCGAUUCCCGACGGGAAGGCCAAGUGAUGAUGUGUCUGAGCUCCAUUAUAGUGGCUAAAGAUGAGUGGGUAUAUACAACAGAAGAUGCAGACUUUAACUUGCAGUCUUUAGCUCUCCCUUUGUAUGGAAGACUGCACAUUUACUGGUUCUUUGCAAGAACAUAUUUGCUCACCUAGUAAAGCGAUGCGAGAUGCGGCCGGUACAAAGCGGUUUCUCACUACAGUACAAAACAAAUAAAUCUCUGAAAGUAGAUUUCUCCGCCUGCAAGACCUAAUCUAACCUGUUCCGGGUGUAGGUGUUUCUUGGUGUAAUGCUGCCGCUUACAAAGGUCUGCCAGUGGCUUAUACAGGUGCUUUAUUGCUAUGUUUGUGCCUAGCUAGAGGACUACUUUCCUGCGGUCAGUAAGGAGAUGGUUCCAGAUUUCCCUCUGAACUUUAUUCCUGUAUGCAAUAACAUGUUAUACAUAACAGAACUGUACGGGCAGAUCUGGGGCAGUGUCUCCGUUAUACAGCGCAAACGGCGUCAUCCAUUUAAAACCGAAGACACGUCAAAUACAGCCCCUGUAUCAUGUUGAUCUUCCAGGGGGAUGUAGUUGGCAUCCCUGCGCUGAACUUAUGUUCAGGAUGCUGACAGUCGAGAUACCGGUGCCGGAAUCCCAACACUGGUGAGACCAGCUCACAAUGCAGAUGCCGAAAUCCUUACUUUCUGCAUCCUGAACAUAAGUACGCAGGGGGUGGUUAGGGAUAGGCUGCAAGGGGAGGGGUUAGGGUUAGGCAGUAAGAGGGGACAGUUAGGGUUAGGCUGCGGGGGGCUGCAAACUGUUAGGGCUAGGCUGUAAGGAUGGGGGGCUGUUAGGGUUAGGCUGCAGGUAGGGAGGGUUAGAGAAGUAGGGGGAGAGGGUAAGUAUACUUACCCACUGGGUGUCGGGAUCUUGACCAUUGGCAUGCCGCUAUUGGUCAUGGCCGCUGGAUUUAAACGGGCAAAAAUAUAUUUAAUUCAAACGUAGGCAUGUUUUGUAUUUAAUAUUACUAUUGAAAAUGCAGCGGCUUUGAAGAGCACUGCUUAAUAAAUUUACCCAGCAGUUGUACAGCAGCCGUAUCCCGUGAAAAAAAAAAAAAGAAAAAAGGCAGCGCUUCUGGGAGUUUGUUUGUGUUCGGUUGUUUUUUCCAUCCAACCAACUAAUAUUGGGAUAAUUUGGUCAAACACGGCCAGAUGGCCUGAAUUUAUUGUGGCUAACUGAAGAGAUCUGUCUCACCUACCCAAGUCUGGUUCUCGGACCGGAAGAUCUACCCUGUUUAUGAGUAGAAUAAAAACCCAGACACCAACAUUGGCUAGUCAGAACAUUUACACCUAGAUGAAAGCUAAUCGGGAUGAUACAUUCUAGUAUUCUAGUGUUGGUUUUGGUACAUGAGAAGAUACUGGACAGGAAAUAAAUAAAGCUCCAAAACAUAUUGGACAAAUGCAGUAGAGAUGGUUUACGACAUACAUAGGUUACCUGACUGGAAAAUGCCUAACACUCACUCUGUUUGCCUGAGCGUGAAUUGACCAUACCAUAGUAUAACAAGUCCCAUUGCUAGAACAGUUUUUGAUGAUGGACAGCUGAGUAGGCCCUUCCCUAAUUCAGGACAAUCACAGCUGUGAAGGCCAACAUGGAGAAGGCUGUCUGACCUUUAAAUAUGUUCAGCCCAAUGAUCAGACGAAAGAUGCAAAUAUUUAUGUGUGUAAUUGUUUUUGAAUUUGAUUAGCAUUCAGUGAAAACAUUAGUGGGUUAAUUCAGUUGCGGGUGAUGCCCACAAUGUGCCGUUGCAAUGGCAUUGGAACGGCCACAACGGCACCCCAAAUCGCCCUAAUUUCAGCCAGAAAUGGCAUAUUUUUGUUAGCAAAAAAUGCACAAUUUCGGGGGUACUGUAAGUGCAACAUAUGCGCACAAUAGAUUGCAGGCAUUACCCACAAUUGAAUGACCUCUAAGUAUGAAAUUGUAGGAACACAUGGAGUUCAAUGAAUACUCUAGUGGCUGAGGAAGUUUAAAUUGCAAGCUUUUAGGAUUACUCUGGCCUAUUCGUCAGGCGUUAAAGCUUACAAUUUAAUUCCAGUUAGUUAACCACUAAGGUGUACCCAUUGAGAUCCACUUUCUCCUGCAGCAAGCCACGGCUAGCACGGUACAGAACGUCUGAGUGACUUGGAAAACAUUAAUUAUAAUGUAAUAGACGCGCAGCAAAAUGUUUGGAAUAAUGUAUAUUUACUUCUCCCCCGGUUUCCCGAUUUAGUGAAAAGUAUUACCAGUGCAGAAACUGCGCAUUCUAGAACAACCCCCCCGUAGCUUUAUUAUUGUGUUGUCGGUGUUAAUGGAGAAAGUGAUCCGUGUCUGUCGCCUGUUUCAACUUCUCAACGUUUAAUAUUUCUAAAGUUUGAAUUGUAAAUAUAUUUUGUUUCCUGUAAUAUAUGUAUAUUUUGCAUUCGAGGACCAGGAGAAUUUUGGAUGUGUUCUGUAAGAGAAUAAAGCACUUUAAUUGCUGUUAAAUAGCUGCAAAUUUAUAUUCUGUAUAAUAAAUAUCUUGAAAUCGGAUGAAUGUUGAUAUUGAUGAAAACUUUGUUUGGCUAUCACGAUUAAUAAAAUUUCCAAAGCUGGUCAGUUA